AUGAUCCAGAGGCGUGCCUAUCGUGGCAUUUAUCGAGUAUUUACUGCUACUCCAAGCAGAUUUGUACGACAUCUUAAUUUGCUGAACUCUGGAAACGCUCAAAAAUUCACAGAAUGGCCUUGGGGAAAGCCGUCAUUCAAUCAUCUUCCACCCGAUGAGCGUAAGAACUCCAACAUACUGGCUCUCAACUUUGCCAAAAAAUCGAACAACAUGUACACUAAGGAUCACGAAUUUAAGGCACUUAUAGACACAUCAUUGAGAUACGUGCUCGAUACAAAACUAUCGGCUUUCAAUCCAGUGGAGAAGGAAGCCAAGAAAUAUGCUUGGCUAAGAACUCGAGAGUAUCUGUACAUGCAGCUUCGAAAUACGGAGCUGGAAAAAGAGGUGAAAGAGUACAUUCCAGCUGUGACCAAAUUUGUACGACCAUCAGAUCCCAACACAUUAAUUUGCCAGUUACUUAAUUGCAGUGCAGUGUCAGAGGACGAGUGGAAAAAGAUUCUAAACUCUGAAAAUGCUUUAACGGCUCAGCAAAGGUUUAACCACAUUAUAGGGAGCGUGUUCGAUUUUAUUUUUGAACAAGAGAUGCUGCCACUGGUAUCUCCAAUUAGGUCCAGCACAAAUAGUGCGGAGGACAUCGAUAUAUCAAAUCCUGCAGAGUGGUUUCCUGAGGCCAGAAAACUGAGAAGACGCAUCAUAAUGCAUAUUGGCUCUACAAACUCAGGAAAGACAUAUCGUGCGCUUCAGAGACUCAAGCAAUGCGACAGGGGUUACUACGCAGGUCCGCUGAGACUGCUCGCACGAGAAGUCUACGAAAGGUUCAAAAACGAAAAUAUACGAUGCAAUCUACUCACGGGGGAAGAGGUUAUAGAGGAAAUUGACGAUAUGGGGAAUCCCGCGGGCUUAACAUCAGGAACCGUAGAAAUGGUGCCAUUAUCACAAAAAUUCGAUGUAGUGGUCCUAGACGAAAUUCAAAUGAUGGGUGAUUUAGAUAGAGGAUGGGCUUGGACAAACGCUUUGCUUGGAUCCAUUGCUCGCGAGGUUCAUUUAUGUGGAGAGAAAAGCGCUCUUCCUCUGGUGGAGAAAAUUGUCAGGAUGACCGGAGACGAGCUUGUAGUCAAUGAAUAUGAAAGAUUAGGCGAAUUAAGACUUGACGAAAAUUCUCUCAAAGGCGGUUUAAAAGGACUACGCAAGGGGGAUUGCGUGGUAGCGUUUUCCAAGAAAAAAAUUUUGGAUUUGAAGCUCAAGAUUGAGAAAGUUACAAACUUGAAAGUAGCCGUUAUAUACGGAUCUCUGCCACCAGAAACGAGGAUACAACAGGCGAAUAUGUUCAACAGUGGCGAAUACGAUGUACUUGUUGCUUCGGACGCAGUAGGAAUGGGCUUAAACCUCUCCAUUGAAAGAGUCAUCUUCACUACUCACAUGAAAUUCAACGGUCAGGAAAUGUCAGAAUUGACCUCUUCCAACAUAAAGCAGAUUGGCGGACGUGCAGGAAGAUUUAGGGUUGCUAGCGUCUCCGCAGGAAGUACAGUCGAUGAUGGCAAAAAAGCUGCUAUUGGCUUCGUAACGGGCGUGGACCCUGUAGUGUUGAGCGCAGUGAAGACCGGGAUGACCUCUCCAAUUGAGUAUCUGCAAUCUGCGAUUGUAUGGCCGACGGACGAGAUUUGCGGUAAAUUGAUGACUCAUUUGCCAGCAGGGUCGCGAGUUUCAACGCUUUUAAAAACUUUAGCGGCCGAGGUGGAAAAGAGAUCUGCCAAGCUUUUCACCCUGAGUGAUCUCAAGAACAGAUUGAGCAAUAUUGCCAUGUUCGAGCACAUGGACGGAAUUCCAUUUUUCGAGAAAAUGCGACUCAGCAAUGCGCCUGUGAAGGACUUCCCGCUUGUGAAACGAGCGUUUGUGAAUUUCUGCACCACCAUAGAGCAGCGACAGACGCGGUCCUUGACUAGCUAUCCGUUUUCCUUUGACAUUUUGGACCCCCAAUGUAUCGACAACGACAAAUUUUCCCUGGAGCAUUACGAGUCGCUGCACAACAUCAUAAUGCUGUACUUUUGGUUGAGCAAUCGCUACCCGAGUUAUUUCAUCGAUCAGCGGAGUGCGCAUGAGCUCAAAAACAUUUGUGAGAUGAUCAUUUUCGAGAAACUCGACCGUCUGAAACGCAAUCCCUACAUCAAAAAAACAGGUGCACGUUCGGGAUUCAUUCCCAACAAGAAGAACAAAAUUACUUGA
Messenger RNA from Lachancea lanzarotensis, 2223 nucleotides. RefSeq names its product LALA0S04e04896g1_1 (gene SUV3). Gene Ontology annotation, molecular function: RNA helicase activity; ATP binding; hydrolase activity, acting on acid anhydrides. Lineage: Eukaryota; Fungi; Ascomycota; Saccharomycetes; Saccharomycetales; Saccharomycetaceae. Gene Ontology annotation, biological process: mitochondrial RNA 3'-end processing; RNA catabolic process. Gene Ontology annotation, cellular component: mitochondrial degradosome. The record is from RefSeq and is a predicted model, not a curated record. Bases 1 to 2223 code for a protein of 740 amino acids. The transcript has a single exon.